AUGAUUUACAAUAUGAUACAUGAAAUGGGAACACUUCAACAAUGAGUUUAUUUUCGUGUCUUUUUGCAAUGUAUUGUUUUUUUGUAGGUACUCAAUUUCGAAGCAAAAUUGUUAGCCUACGCAACUUUAUUGUUAAUUUUCAACUCCUAUAAAAGCCAUUGCCUUAAGAUGAAGUUAAUAUCAGUUCGUAAAUCAAUUUCAACCUCGACUUAACAUGAUUUCAUUUACAGCUAUAACAAAUUUAAUCUUCUUGGGAGGUUUAGUUAUAUGUUUGGGGGGUCAAACGACAUCGCAGGAAAAAAGACAAAUAGACAAUGGUUCUUUUCAAAACUCUGAAUACUCAUAUUCUAAGCCCAAGUUCGGUCCAGAUCCCUCCAUAUACAACAAUGGAUAUCAGUACAGCCCUCCAAAUAACGGCGCUGGAUAUCAUUAUAAAAAUCCAUCACAAGUUCAAAAUACAGAUGGUCUUGAUUUCGGCUCUCAUGUUUUAGAGAAAAACAAGAAGAAACCAUUUAAUAGUGGAUACCCAACAUCUAGUGAAUACGUGUCAAGUCCUAUUCAAGGAAGUAAUAUGGAACAUUUUCAACGACAUUUUUCGGACAUAGGCUAUCAUUAUGAUACCCCACAUACCCACUAUGGAAAUUUCAAAUCUACAGCGAAUUUAAAUAACCCCAAACAGUCAACUAGCUUUCAUUCAAAUUUUAAAGGCAGUUCAUACCUGCCAUCAUCCAAUAAUGAUUUUCAAUAUGCACAACAGCAAGGAUUUCUGGAACAGAAUUAUGCAUCAGUCGUGGAUGGUUACAAUUAUGAAAGCCCCAAACAUUCUGGUUAUAAUUAUAAUAAACCUCAACAGUUUGGUCAAGCUGCAUCAGGUUUCAAAGGGCCAUCAUAUCUCCCUUCGCCUACCUCACUCGUAUCCAGUAGUCAGAAUGAAGGCUUUAGCCAUGGAUAUGCGUAUGAAAAGCCGUCAACAGUUGCUUUUAAGGGAUCACCUUACUUACCAAACCCGCCUGUUUCAAGUGGGUGGUAAACAUUGAGUCAUUGUUUUAUGUUAGUGUUUAUUUUAAAUUAUUAUUGAAGUUGUUUUAAAUAUUCAUUUGUACAUAUGUAUAAAAAAAUGUAUAGUUGUUUUUCAUUUUUUAUUGAAAUAAAAAAUCAAAGAAAGCA
Episyrphus balteatus (marmalade hoverfly) is the source of this 1167-nucleotide messenger RNA. RefSeq lists its product as uncharacterized. NCBI's taxonomy places the organism in Eukaryota, Metazoa, Arthropoda, Insecta, Diptera, Syrphidae. The transcript is spliced from 2 exons. The record is from RefSeq and is a predicted model, not a curated record. The coding region runs from base 215 to 1030 and encodes 271 amino acids.